UUCCUUCGAGUCGUUGAGCAAUUUUGUCAGAUCUUGGGUUUAAAACCUUUUUGUGGCACAUCAAGAACUUUCGCCGAAGACAAGCUGCUGAUAACGUUUUCCUGGUUUUUGACAAAGGAAAUCCGGUUUGCUUUCGGGAUUGAGUGACGCUGCAAAUUUGUUGAUCUGCUCAAGUGUGUUAACUACAGAAAGCUUAAUCAUGGUCAGGAUUCACGUUGUAAUACUUUUCUGCUUCAUUGGGGGUGCAUGUGCGAGAUCAGCUUUGUAUGCAGACGAAGAUUACAAAACCUGCAAAAGGACCUGGAAAAAGGUUGGAUGUUAUAGAGAUCUGGUGGAUGGUAAAAGGGCCCUCCCGAAUCAAAUGGUCAACAUUCGUGAUAAAAAGAGCAAGGUCUUUAUCCCACCCAAGUUAGAUUGGAACAAGUAUCCGGAGUCGUUACACAAUCUUGCUUGCCUGUGCGCUGAAAAAGCGCGCGAAAAUGGCUACGAUGCGUUUGCUCUUCAAUUUUACGGCGAGUGUUGGAGUGGAGACAAUGCCAAAAAUCGUUAUGCGAUGUUUGAUGCAGCCAAAGAUGAUAAAUGCAUUAUGAGUGAUUUCGGAGCCUGCGAUAUCAACUCUGAGGAAGAGUGUGUUGGGAAACAGAAAACAAAUUACGUCUACGUUCUGGAGGAAGAACCAAACGCACCCACUGAUGGACAAUGGAGUGAUUGGGGAGACUGGACUCAGUGUGACAAGACUUGUGGAACUGGUAAACAGGUUAGGGAGCGGACUUGCACCAAUCCGCCACCAGAAAAUGGUGGCAAAGACUGCGAAGGGUCAGCGGAGGAUGUACAAGAUUGCAAGCUGGCUGAAUGUCCAAUUGAUGGAGGCUACACACCUUGGGAACCUGACACAGAAUGCACCAAGACAUGUGGAGGUGGCACGCAGAAACUGGUGCGAACCUGUACCAAUCCUCCACCUCAACAUGGAGGAAAAGACUGCGUCGGGCCGAACGAAAAAAUUGAGCCAUGCAACGAGUUUCCAUGUCCCAUCCCAUGUACUCGCACUCUAGAUCUCGCAGUGAUCCUGGACGCAACUAAAAGCGUGGGAAAGAUAGAGUUUGAGAAAUCCAAGGAUUUCGCACUGGCACUUGUGAAUUGCAUGAACAUCUCUCCCGGUGGAACGCAUCUUGGACUUAUGGUGUACAACAUCAACGCCACGAUCCUAAUAAAGUUUAACGAGGAGGACAAGCAGGAACCUGUGAUCGUUAAAAGUAUUUUAGACCAAACGAACAAGCUCGAAGCAAGAACCUUCACCGAUAGAGCCCUGAUCAAGGCCAACGAUGAGCUCUUUACCAGUGAGGGUGGAGAUCGACCUCAAGCACCGGAUGUGCUUGUUUUGGUAACAGAUGGACGCACCAAUACGGACAGUGUACCAUACGAUGUCGUACUGGCACCACUCAAGGAAAAAGGAGUCAAAAUUAUCGCUGUCGGUGUUGGUGACAAUAUUAAGGUCGAGGAGCUGAAAACGAUCGCUAUGGGCAAAGACGAGAACGUCAUCAAAGUUCACGAUUUUGACAAACUGUUCUACCAACUGCAAGAUAUCGUCGAUUCUUCCUGUCAGUCGAAAUAGGGAUCGUGCAUUAUCCAUACCAACAGUCACCAACUAGCAGCAUCCGUUUUUGCCGAUUAAAAUAGUUUUGUAGACUACAUAUACACGGGGAAAAGGCAAUAAAACGGCAAAAUUAAUGGAA
Molecule: messenger RNA, 1733 nt
Organism: Pocillopora verrucosa
Lineage: Eukaryota; Metazoa; Cnidaria; Anthozoa; Scleractinia; Pocilloporidae
Product: coadhesin-like
Source: RefSeq, a predicted model, not a curated record